Phaeodactylum tricornutum CCAP 1055/1 is the source of this 423-nucleotide messenger RNA. RefSeq lists its product with no specific name. Gene Ontology annotation, biological process: translation. Gene Ontology annotation, molecular function: RNA binding; structural constituent of ribosome. Bases 1 to 423 code for a protein of 140 amino acids. Gene Ontology annotation, cellular component: cytosolic small ribosomal subunit; ribosome. The record is from RefSeq and is a predicted model, not a curated record. The transcript has a single exon. Lineage: Eukaryota; Bacillariophyta; Bacillariophyceae; Surirellales; Neidiaceae.
AUGCCUCCCGUGCGUGUUUCUCGUAUCGACGAGCGGGGACGCGCAUUUGGUCGAGGUGGACGUAAAACAGCGACGGCUCGCGUGUGGAUCCAACCCGGCUUCGGCAAUAUCGUGGUCAACCGCAAGGAUUUCGUGGAAUACUUCAUUCGCUUGUCCGAUCGCGAACACUUGAUGGAACCACUCGUAGUGACCAGAACCUGCGGUUCCUUUGACCUGCAUGUAGUAGUGGAAGGCGGCGGUCUGACUGGGCAGGCGGGUGCGGCUAGGUUGGCACUGGCCAACGCCCUCAACGCUUACAACCCCGACAAGUAUCGACCAGUGCUGAAACGAUUAGGAUUGUUGACGCGUGACGCACGUAUUGUGGAACGAAAGACGGUCGGUCAUGUCAAGGCUCGCAAAUCACCGCAGUGGGUUCGUCGUUAG